CAACAUCCUACCAAUCAAAAACCCCAAAUCACCCUUUCCCUCUCUCUAAUCCUAACCAAUGAACUCUCUUCUUCUCUUUCUUCUUUUGUUGUCCUCCAUUUCUCUCCAUUCUUGUUCGCACAUCACCCACCUCUUCCAAGCUUGGUGUGAGCAACAUGGCAAAACCUUCUCAUCAGACCAAGAAAAGCAACACAGGCUCAAAGUCUUUCGAGACAACUAUGAUUUUAUUAAACAACACAACGAUAUGCCUAAUUCUUCUUUUACUCUUUCACUUAAUGCCUUUGCUGAUCUCACUCACCAUGAGUUCAAGCUAUCUCGUUUAGGCCUCUCUGCUUCUGCCGUUAAUUUUGACCGGAGAAAUGUUCUAGAAUCUGAUUCCUUAGAUGAUAUUCCUGCUUCAAUAGAUUGGAGAAAGAAAGGAGCAGUGACACAUGUUGAAGAUCAAGGCAGAUGUGGUGCUUGUUGGGCAUUUGCAGCAACUGGAGCUGUAGAAGGUAUAAAUAAGAUUGUGACUGGUUCUCUUGUCAGCCUUUCAGAACAAGAGUUGAUUGAUUGUGAUAAAACUUAUAAUGAUGGCUGUGGGGGUGGACUUAUGGACUAUGCAUAUCAGUUUAUCUUAGAUAACCAUGGAAUUGACACUGAGGAUGACUAUCCAUUUCUAGGCCGGCAAGGGCAAUGCAAGAAGCAAAAGUUGAAAAGGCAUGCUGUGACAAUUGAUGGUUACAAAGAUGUCCCGCCAAAUAAGGAGAAACAGCUACUGCAAGCUGUUGCAGCUCAGCCUGUGAGUGUAGGCAUAUGUGGUAGUGAGAGAGCAUUCCAGUUCUACUCCAAGGGGAUAUUCACUGGUCCAUGUUCAACUUCUCUGGAUCAUGCUGUAUUAAUAGUAGGAUAUGGCUCAAAAAGUGGAGUGGAUUAUUGGAUUGUAAAGAAUUCCUGGGGUACAAAUUGGGGAAUGAACGGUUAUAUUCACAUGCAACGCAACACUGGCAAUUCUCAAGGUCUUUGCGGUAUCAACAUGCUAGCUUCAUACCCGACUAAGACCAGCCCAAAUCCACCUCCCCCACCUUCUCCAGGUCCCACUGUGUGUGAUCUAUUUACUUACUGUUCCCAAGGAGAAACCUGCUGUUGUACGUUGAGAUUGCUUGGAAUAUGCUUUAAGUGGAAAUGUUGCGACUUGGAUUCUGCUGUGUGUUGUAAGGACCAUAUUCUAUGUUGCCCAUCUGAUUAUCCCGUGUGUGACACGGAGAGGAAGCAAUGCUAUAAGCGUGCUGGGAAUGUCACGGGAACGGCAUUUGAGACAAGAGACUCUCCCAGGAAGUUUGGCGGUUGGAACACCUUUAUGGACGCAUGGUUUUUGUAAAGUCACUUCAACCCUGAUUGGUGAAUAAUUCUAUAUGGUGUAGUCUGUAGUUUUAUGCCUUGUUGAAUGCCUGAUCAAACAUGAGGACUGUAGCUAGCUUAAAAUUGAUAUUUUUUGGUCAUAGGUGUGAAAUACUGAAAUUUUCAUGGGAUGGUAUAUUUGUUUCUCUGCAAAUGAAUGAGCUGAGGACUAUCAGUAGAUAUAUAGAAUUGCUGUAAUGUCAUUUUUUCUCCAGAGCAUGUAAGGAUUCUUUACAAGAUAUAAUGCCCUGUCAAUCAGUACGAUUGUGAGU
Messenger RNA from Pistacia vera, 1652 nucleotides. Its product is annotated as low-temperature-induced cysteine proteinase. Gene Ontology annotation, cellular component: lysosome. The coding region runs from base 59 to 1360 and encodes 433 amino acids. The record is from RefSeq and is a predicted model, not a curated record. NCBI's taxonomy places the organism in Eukaryota, Viridiplantae, Streptophyta, Magnoliopsida, Sapindales, Anacardiaceae. Gene Ontology annotation, molecular function: cysteine-type endopeptidase activity. The transcript is spliced from 5 exons.